CCGAAGAAAAGGAUUGCGUGGCCAUGGAUGUGUGACCCUGUGGGCAUCGGAGUUGUCAGCUGGAAGUAUGGAACUUAUUGGCGACUGCCAGCAUGAUUGCUCUUGGCCAGUUCCAAACGGGCAUGGAAGCAAGACCUUGCAAGGCAAGCCAAAGGAUCAAAGCACUGAUCUUUAUUGUAACUCCGUUGGGUUCAACCACGAUGAAAAGGAAGAGGUCUCAAAAUCGAAAAAGAAGACCCGUGCCAAUCGGAUUUGGAAUUUUGUUAGCCGUCGGAAAGGGUCGGCCAUGAACUCCAAGAGACCGCAGUCCAUGAUUCUUUUUGGCGAUAAUGUGGACAUCUUGGAGCAAAGUCGUAAGAUGACCUUCAUGGAAAGGGUGAGGUCCUUUAAGAAGCUCAGGUCAUCCGGCACCUCUAAGAAUGCAUCCAAAACCAAAGCUAUCAUUAUUUCUGUGGAAACUCAGGAAGAUCUCGAGCAAAAAGCUCUUCAAAGAGUGAAGAAGCUGAGUGGUGGCCAACGGCCUUACCGUCAUUCAUAUGCCGGUUACAUUGAGGAUCUGGAUACUUCCUUUGAAGAUGUCGAGUUAAAUAGCUGCGUGCUGGACCUUGACUCCAGUGAAAUUAAAUGGCAGAAGAGCCUUGGCAUGGAGCUAAAUAGAGAUGAUACUCUUAACGAUGGUCCCAAAAUGUCAACUCAAAGGGGUGGGGCUCUUGUCUUUGAGACCGCUCUGGAAACGGGAGUGCUACAAGAGGACCAUCAGCAAAGACAUUCUGUCGUUGCCAUCGAGAAUAAAAAAGGACGAAGUUCGGAGGUCUGGAGUUAUCUCAAAGGGAUUUCCCCCAUGAACAAAGACUGUUCAGAACCCCUAAGCCAGAGGGAAGAAUCCGAUUUUCAGGAUUUAGAGCAUGCCAUGGAGAACACUGCUCCCAACUUUGACCUUGAGUUGAAACAUGAGGAAAGGCUUGGCCAACCUAAAAAGACCAGCCAUGCAGCAAAGAGCGGCCACUUUGGCGGGGUUCUUCGGUUCUUCAACAGCGUUGCCGAGGUGGCUAGGAAGUGGCGGGGAUCUUCGAAAACUUUUUCGCAGGAAGAACCGAGAGCCAAUUUCAGGUCCGGGUGCCGAAAGCAAGAGUUUAACGCUCGGCGGCAGCCCCUGAUCAUUGCCAAUGAUAGUGCCAGUGGUUUCUCUUCAACGGGAUUGUCCCCGGAUUCUGGGAUUUGGGAUAACCAAAGCUCUAAAAGCACGGCUAGUAAAGAGCCGCCCCAAGGAAAUACAAAUCCGGAGAUUUCCCACGAGGUUUUCAGCGAAAAGAGCAGCUUUAGUGAAAUAUCUUUCUUACCCCCCAGCGCAGGUUUACCUACUUUCCCCCUCUCAGAAUCUCCGGACGACUGUGUGUUUGUUGGCCGUCUGGCUACGGAACUGCCACCGAUUCAGGACAUACCUCAUAAUAAUAUAGGGGAUCGGGGCGUUGGUACCGUUCCAACCGACGCCUGGACGUUGGGUUCUUGGGCCCAGGGAAAUGCUCACGACUCAGCCGCUGAGACUUUGGACCAUCCCCAGGGCUUGCAUGCUUCUGAUUCAAAGCCUCAAGAGUCCCUGAAGAUCAGAACAGAUGUUGCAGAUGUGAUACACUUUUCUCCUGUGAACUCGGAAGAGUGUCGUUAUAGGGAAUCAGAGAUAUCUAGGACUGACCAGGGUAUGCUGAGCCUAACCGACACUUUGGAGGAUAUUCCCACUUUUUCAAGAACUCUUCUUGAGGACUGCGACCUAGCCAGAAGGCCAGUCGAUGCUAGGACUUCUUCCAGCACUGCUGUAGAUAUGGAGUACCUGGGUGGAAUUUCCCAAGGUACCCUAGACUUAGAAUGGACGCCAGCUGAUAUCCCAGGUGUGGGAACUGUAUUAGCAGAUAUGCAGAUCCCAGAGAGCUUUAUAGGGGAUGCCCAGCAUACGGACAGGGUGCAAGCAGAUAAUGAGGAUUUAGGAAGGCCCCCUCCUGCAGAUCCCCAGGGUUCGGAGAGUUUCCCAGUCAAUACUUUGAAUGUUAGCUCAGGGCUGUCCGAGAGUCAGGGCUUGGCCAGCAUUCUGGAGGACGUUCACAGUACCUGCCCGCCCGAUAUUUUAAGCUGCCCAGAAUGUGACCGAGGAACGCUAGGUCAAGAGUGCUCUUCUGUCGAAGUGGGUGGAAAUGCUGCGCCGUUACAACCCCACCCUGUGAGGCAACCUCGCAAAGUGGAACAUCCCAAAUACAGGGGGGUUGGCCGUCCUGUCCUGUGCACCAUUGUUGCCUUUAAUGAGUUCGACCCUGGAAAGCCACUCUCUCACCCUCUUCACCCGUCACCAGAAUCGCCACCUUUCAAACUCUUCUUGGACCGAUGCCGGUCUUUACCACUUUCCCAAAGCACACCGAUGGGUUUGGAUCAGCUGGGCUGGAAGAGGAAGCUGUUUCUGAGUGCUGGGGCCGAGAGUGACUUGGGUUCAAAAACCCUGGAGAUGAGGAGAGUGGGGAAGAACGGCCGAAGUCGGUGGAAACCUCUCAAACCCGGGGCAGAGCAGCUGCUACUCAAUAAACUGAUCAGUGGCGGUUCUAUUGUCAGCGCUGAGGCAGUAUGGGAUCACGUCACCAUGGCCAACCGGGAGUUGGCAUUUAAAGCCGGGGACGUCAUCAAGGUCCUGGAUGCCUCCAACAAGGACUGGUGGUGGGGACAGAUCGAUGAUGAACAGGGCUGGUUUCCCGCCAGCUUCGUAAGGUUAUGGGUCAACCAAGAAGAUGGCGUUGAAGAAGGGACGAGCGAAGUACAGAAUGGACACUUGGAUUCAAACGCUGCCGACUGCCUCUGUCUUGGCCGGACCCUCCAGAACCGAGACCAGAUGAGAGCCAACGUCAUUAAUGAGAUCAUGAGCACAGAGCGCCACUAUAUCAAACAUCUGAAAGAUAUCUGUGAGGGUUACUUAAAGCAAUGUCGGAAGAGGAGAGACAUGUUCAGCGAUGAGCAGCUGAAGAUCAUCUUUGGCAACAUUGAAGACAUCUACAGGUUUCAGAUGGGCUUCGUGCGGGACUUGGAGAAGCAGUACAACAACGAGGAUCCCCACCUCAGCGAAAUCGGGCCGUGCUUCCUGGAGCAUCAAGAUGGCUUCUGGAUCUAUUCGGAGUACUGUAACAAUCACCUGGAUGCAUGCAUGGAACUCUCCAAGCUCAUGAAAGACGGACGGUACCAACACUUUUUUGAGGCGUGCCGUCUCUUGCAGCAAAUGAUUGACAUUGCCAUUGAUGGGUUCCUAUUGACACCCGUGCAGAAGAUCUGCAAAUACCCCCUGCAGCUGGCUGAACUGCUCAAGUACACUGCCCAAGACCACAGUGAUUACAGGUAUGUGGCUGCAGCCCUUGCCGUCAUGAGGAACGUGACCCAGCAGAUAAACGAGAGGAAAAGGAGACUGGAAAACAUUGACAAGAUUGCUCAGUGGCAGGCGUCCGUUCUGGACUGGGAGGGAGAUGACAUCUUGGACCGUAGCUCUGAGCUGAUCUACACGGGUGAGAUGUCCUGGAUUUACCAGCCUUAUGGACGGAGUCAACAGCGUGUCUUCUUUCUCUUUGACCACCAGAUGGUUCUCUGUAAAAAGGACCUGAUAAGAAGAGACAUCCUGUACUACAAAGGGCGCAUCGACAUGGAUCGGUAUGAAGUGCUGGACAUCGAAGAUGGGCGAGAUGAUGACUUCAACGUGAGCAUGAAGAACGCCUUCAAACUUCACAACAAGGAGACGGACGAAAUGCACUUGUUUUUUGCCAAGAAGUUGGAGGAGAAACUGCGGUGGCUGAGAGCUUUCCGGGAGGAGCGGAAGAUGGUACAAGAAGAUGAGAAGAUAGGUUUUGAAAUUUCUGAAAAUCAAAAAAGGCAGGCCGCCAUGACCGUGAGGAAAGUCAGUAAGCAAAAAGGUGUCGGCAACUCUCGAUCCGUUCCUCCAGCGUACCCACCACCCCAGGAUCCGCUAAAUCAGGGACAAUACUUGGUGACCGAUGGCCUAGUCCAAACGCAGGUCUACGAAUUCGCCGAACCCAAACGCAGCCAGUCACCAUUCUGGCAAAACUUCAGCAGAGAGCGAAAAUGAAACGGCCAUUAUUUUUAUGAGAAGAUGCUUCCUAAAUACUCAGCACUAGGACAAAAACAAAAUACAAAAAAAAGACACCGACAGCAUCACGCCAUUUUUAAAUUUUUUUGCAUCGUAAAUCAAGACUGGCUCGGUCUGAUGAGAAUCCUUUGUUGGAUUGGCAGCUUCUCUCUUAAAAUGGAAAGAGACAAAACAGACCCCAAGUGGGGCGCUCAUUUUGCCAGCUGAGUAUAAAUGCAGAGGAUGGGGCAGAACAGCUCUCACCUCGUGGGCCCCCCAAGGCCUCGGCUGACGGGCGUCCGAGGACAUUCCUUUCCAUACGCGGUUGAGGUGCUACCCGGAACGACGUAGUCCUGCGAGGAAGAACCAGCCGUGAGAUCCAGCUCGACGGCCGACCAUGCCAGCGUUCGAUGGGGAGGGCCGGGACGAGGCUGAGCGGUCUCGUGUGUCCUCGGACGCUUUGCUUGCAUCUGAUCAGAUUUGGGGAGGGGGAAUCAGACCUCGAUCGUGGGAAGAAGACUUCUGGGCCAGAGAAAGCUGCUGCUCUCAUCUCGCGUGGUACCACCAGGAUACAACCAGGGAAACUGCAAGACACUUAACAGUACAUGGGAUUUGUCUGGCUAAAAUAUAUACCUAUAUCUAUAGAUAUAUAGAGAGAGUGAUAUAUAUAGUUAUAGAUAUAUGAUAAAUGAGGAAGGGGAGAAUUUGGACCUCCUUUCUUUACACCGAUGGCACGCAUCAACCCCCUUGGCAUUGAGGACACAAAGGAUUUCUCAAGAUUGUUGUCUCCUUAACCGUCUUUAAAUUUUAAGGGGGGGGGAAGAGAGCGGCAAGAAAGCAAGAAACUGACACAGGUGCGUCUGACAGCUGUAAAUAGACAAUAAAUGAAGAAAACAAACCAACAAAUCUCUUUGAAACCAGUUUUCAGUUUGUGGGCGGAGCCUCCCCAUCUCAUUGCAAUGGUUUUGAUCGUACAUUGUGGUGCUCUUGGUUUUUUUUUUCCCCUGGUUUCGUUCUCUCUUUACGCGAAUUCAUCUCUCCCAUUGCAGCUACAUUUCAGGGAACAUGUAUAUUUAGUAGCUAUUGUAAGUCCUGCAUGGCAUCACUAAAGCUUUUUUUUUUUCCUGGCGAAGACACGAAGCGAGCCUGCCGGAGCUGGAACGGAGAGGGACUUGUGCCGGAGAGCCCAAGCAGGAAGGGUGGGAAGGAGGGGGGCAUUUGGGAUUUGGGGGAGGGCAGACCCUGAGAUUUGGGGGUUCUAGGAAGAGACUGACCGACCAACCAAUCCAACAAUUUGGGUUACCCAGCGAAUUCCCACUUGCCGGUUCUUAUUCUUUUGUUUCUAUCAGGUUGUUUGACCCUGCCAAACCAAUGUCAGAGUUGUGUGUAUUAAAAACAAACAGUGUUUUAAAAAAAAGAAAAAGAAAAGUGUUAUAAAGACACUCAGCCUUAUUGAAAAA
Molecule: messenger RNA, 5565 nt
Organism: Pogona vitticeps (central bearded dragon)
Lineage: Eukaryota; Metazoa; Chordata; Lepidosauria; Squamata; Agamidae
Source: RefSeq, a predicted model, not a curated record